AUGAGCGCCGCCGCCUGCCUGUUCGCCGCCGCCGUCUCCCUAUCCCACCCAUCGACCUCCGCACCCGCCUCCGCGGGACGACACUGCCUUCGGAGCCGCACCACCCUCCUCCCCUGCUCCCCGACUCGCCGCCGUGGGCCGGUCCGGGCACUCGACGAGCGGCUGCUCGAGGCCGCGCCGGCGGAGACCGAAGAGGUUGAAACCGGUGUUGAUCUAGGGGGUGGAGGCGGGGUCGCUGAGGGUGAUGAAGUUGGAGCAGAGGAGGUGGAUGAGGAGCUGGAGCUGGAGCAGCGGCCGCCGCCGAGGGCUUUCGUGAAGAGCAGGCGGCAGCGGCAGGAAGAGGAGGAGGCCGCGGCGGGGCAAGACAGGUUCAAGCUCAUCAACGGCAAAGAGAUAUUUCAAGAGAAGGCUUAUCUGGUUGGUGUUGAGUGCAAACGGACAGGAGGGAACCUCUUCGGCAUAGAGGUGUCUCUUAAGGAGCUGGAGCAGUUGGCUGAUACCGCGGGCCUUGUGGUGGUCGGCUCAACCUAUCAGAAGCUUUCUGCCCCAAAUCCAAGGACUUACAUUGGUUCAGGCAAGGUUUCUGAAAUCAGGAGUGCAAUUCAAGCCCUUGAUGUUGAGACUGUAAUUUUCGAUGAUGAGUUAUCCCCUGGACAACUACGUAACUUGGAAAAGUCAUUUGGUGGGAGUGUCCAAGUCUGUGACCGAAUUGCUCUUAUUCUUGAUAUUUUUAAUCAAAGGGCAGCAACACAUGAAGCUGCUUUACAGGUCACCUUGGCACAGAUGGAAUAUCAACUUCCUAGGUUGACAAAAAUGUGGAGUCACCUUGAACGGCAGGCUGGAGGUCAAGUUAAGGGUAUGGGUGAGAAGCAAAUUGAAGUUGACAAGCGCAUCUUAAGAACUCAAAUAAGUGCCUUGAGGAAAGAAUUGGAAUCUGUUCGGAAACACCGAAAGCUGUACCGCAACCGUCGCCAAUCAGUUCCUAUUCCUGUUGUUUCUCUGGUAGGGUAUACAAAUGCUGGAAAAAGUACACUCCUGAACCGUUUAACUGGGGCUGAUGUUCUUGCAGAGGAUAAGUUAUUUGCCACGUUAGACCCAACUACAAGAAGGGUCUUGAUGAAGAAUGGGGCUGAGUUCCUUCUAACUGAUACUGUCGGAUUCAUUCAGAAGUUACCCACUAUGCUGGUAGCAGCAUUCAGAGCAACACUAGAAGAGAUAUCAGAAUCAUCAGUUAUAGUUCAUCUUGUGGACAUUAGCCAUCCAUUAGCUCAACAACAGAUAGAUGCUGUUGAAAGAAUUGACAAUACGGAUGAACCAUUGAGAGUAAAAGAGGAAGCUCAGAAACAAGGAAUAAUCUGCAUAUCAGCCAUGAAUGGUGAUGGUUUGGAAGAAUUCUGUAAUGCAGUUCAAGCAAAGUUGAAAGACUCAAUGGUUCCGAUAGAAGCUAUUGUUCCAUAUGACAAAGGAGAUCUCCUAAGUGACAUACAUAAGGUUGGAAUGGUUGAAAAAAUGGAGUACAAGGAAAAUGGGACAUUUGUAAAAGCUCAUGUGCCUCUACCUCUUGCAAGACUUCUCACACCUCUACGGCAGCAGGUGGUGGCUCGAGUGUGA
Molecule: messenger RNA, 1611 nt
Organism: Miscanthus lutarioriparius
Lineage: Eukaryota; Viridiplantae; Streptophyta; Magnoliopsida; Poales; Poaceae
Source: the annotation of a GenBank genome assembly